GCCAGCAGCCAGCUGGGCCACGAGUUGCCGGAGCUCGUUCAGAGUUGACGUUUUACGUUUGAAAUGUUUUUAUUAAUUAAGGUGCUGCAAAUGCAAUGCUAACUUAUUAUUUAUUAAUUACCUUUUUGCUUCCUAUGGCGGGAAAGGGAGGUCUGGUUGUCGGCCAUGCUGGAAAUGUGAUCUCGCGUUAUUGUGUCAUUGUCAAUACAGUACAUGGACACCACGAUAUGAAACGUUGAUUUUUCUGGAUAAAUUGACUGAUUGGUUCUGAUUGGCCACCCACCUCCAUGAGCCCGCCCCCUGUGGGACGUUCUUACCAGCGCGUCUUUUGGGCUAUAUAUUACUGGCUGAGAGGCACAGGAACUCACGGACAACGGGGGUCAUUUCGCUAAAAUAAAAGCCCACUACUAUCUCCAACAGCUACACCAACAAGAUCCUAUAGGGAAACAAACUAACAUUUUCUCCACAUAACUAUUUCGUUUAGGUUUUAAGGUACACAAUGGCAGAAAAAAUUGACAUUGAGGGGAAGGCAUCCAACGGAGAGGCGCAUCUCGAUGAGCAGGUAGCCAACGGACUCGGCCACAAGAAGUGUUCCAACGAGACAACGGCGGAGAAAAUCAAGAGGCUUGUCAUGGCCAACUUGCUGGUGAUUCUCACCGUGGCCGGGGUGAUCAUCGGGGUGUUCAUCGGACUUGGUGUGCGCCACAUGGAGCUGAGCAGGACACAGAUCCUCUACGUGGGCUUCCCUGGCGAGCUGCUCAUCCGGCUGCUGAAGAUGAUCAUCAUCCCCCUGGUCGUGUGCAGUCUGGUGUCUGGGGCGGCCAGCAUCGACCCCAAAGCACUGGGCAAGCUGGGCGGCUGGGCGAUGCUUUUCUUUUUGGUCACCACUUUAAUUGCGUCAGCCAUCGGGGUGAUCAUGGCGUUCAUCAUCUCCCCCGGAUCAAACACCGGCUCCAAGCCGAUUUUGUCCGGUGACGGUGAGCUGCCCCAGGCCAAAGAAGUGGUGGACUCCUUCUUGGACCUGAUCAGAAACAUUUUCCCCUCCAACUUGGUGUCUGCUGCCUUUCAGUCUUAUGCUACCAGCUACAAGUUUGUGACCAAGAAUGGCACUAAUGGCUUGCCCGACAUCACAGUUGAGAAGGUUCCCUUUGGCACAGACCAGGACGGUAUGAACAUCCUAGGGCUGGUGGUGUUUGCCAUAGUGUUUGGUGUAGCCCUGAGGAAGCUAGGAGAGGAGGGAGAGAUUCUCAUCAAGUUCUUCAACUCCUUUAACGAGGCCACCAUGGUACUGGUGUCCUGGAUCAUGUGGUAUGCCCCCCUUGGUAUCAUGUUCUUGGUGGCAGGGAAGAUCGUGGAGAUGGAGGACGUGGGAACGCUGUUUGCCAGCCUGGGCAAGUACAUCGCCUGCUGUAUCAUCGGCCAUGCCAUCCACGGCCUGCUGGUCCUGCCAGGCAUCUACUUUAUCAUCACCCGCAAGAACCCCUACACCUUCCUGUGGGGCAUCUUCACUGCUCUGGCCACAGCCUUUGGAACCUGCUCCAGCUCUGCCACCCUGCCGCUGAUGAUGAAGUGCGUGGAGGAGAAGAAUGGCGUGUCAAAGCACAUCAGUCGUUUCAUCCUGCCCAUCGGGGCCACAGUGAACAUGGAUGGUGCAGCUCUCUUCCAGUGUGUGGCUGCAGUCUUCAUCGCUCAGCUCAACAACAUCCCACUCAACUUCAUCCAAGUCUUCACCAUCCUAGUGACAGCCACAGCGUCCAGUGUGGGAGCAGCAGGGAUCCCUGCGGGGGGUGUGCUGACACUGGCCAUCAUCCUGGAGGCAGUGGGACUGCCCACCAACGACAUCUCCCUCAUCCUCGCCGUCGACUGGCUCGUUGACCGUACCUGCACCGUUCUGAAUGUGGAGGGUGACGCCUUCGGAGCCGGGCUGCUGCAGUGGUACGUGGACCGAUCUGACAAGCCCAAGGAGGGGGCGGAGCUAAGCGAGGUGAAGAUGGAGAAUGACACGCCCGCCAUGCCGGAGCACUUGCCCCUCAUCGAGGAGAAGAAGAACAUGGGUGCGGCCGACGAGAAGGCGGCGGCUCACAUCUCUGAGAAAGAGUCCUUCAUGUAGAUGGUUCCCUGCUAUGUCAUCGAUGACACUCCGUUUGACCCAACAAUCCAGCUUCUCCAUACGUGACCCCCCCAUGCAGAAAGGAGGGGAGAGGACCUUUUUAGACUUCCAUUUAAAGACGAUUCCUCUCCUUGUGUCUUCUCUCUUUCUAAGAGAGACUGAGAGAUCCAGGUUGGGGGGGGCAAAGGAGAGCUUGAAGAGAGGCUGUUCAGAUUUUAACGUGACAGUAUUUUUUUUUAAGGACUCUAGGUUGGAAUCCUUUGAAUCCUGCUUUGGUUCAGAAGAGCUGGCCCUGACUUCCUGUCUUUUAAAUAUUUUUAACAGUAGCCAGCCUUUAAAAGGCAAAUAUCUCCAUGUUUUCUGUAUCAUAGCCACAUGUGCAUUAUGUUUCUCUGUGUAUGAAGUAGCCAGCACUAAUUAUCUCUGUACUCUGUGACAGUAGAUUAUGAAGAUUCCAAAGUUAUCACACAAGAUCCUCUGUACUGUAUGAUGUACCAAAUUUAAGUUAAAUCCUAAAUUGUGUUCCACUGCUGGAAAAAGGACCUUUCUCACACAAGAACUCUCUGUAAUAUUACACACACUGUGGCUCUGCUCAAUGCUUCUAAUCUGUAGCUGUUUUUAUCCCAAACUGUGUCAUUUCAGUCAGUUAGUCAGUCAGGGGCUCGCAUCCAUGCCAAGCACACAACGUUUUUGCACAGUCCAAAUGAAGGCCUCUUGUUGUCACAACAGUUUUACAAUGUUAAAAUAAUUUGUGAGAGGUGUUGCCAUAGAAAUCCUAUUAAAUUACUAGAGGGGCUAUGUCAUAAUCCCUCCAAGUUCCAGAAUGGGACAAAAUGGCAGCCAUGUUGGCCAGGGAGUAAGGCAUGUUAUACAUCAGAAAUUGUGUUAUAGAAAUACUGAUUUGAACUAGUGUAUGGCUGUGGAUUGACUGCAUUGUUUGAAUGGAAUGUUGGCAUAUUAGCAGUUAAUUUGAAAAAAUGUAUAGAAUCAUUCCUCAAACUGUCUGGCUAGCUAGCUAAUACACACAUACAAAGCAAGCGUUAUUGGCUGUUUGUUUACAAACACUGGAGUAUAACAAGCUUAUAUUUUGGGUUCUGAUGGGGUACAACAGUUGAGCUAAGCUGAUGAGCAUUUAUAAGUUAUAUUCUUCAAGAAUCAAUGGGUGUACUGUUUCAUUAAUUUAUAUGUCCAAAAAUGUAUGUAGCAACUAAGGAUUCUAGCUUUAACAAUUAAUCUCCUUUCUCUGAAGAUUUGGUUUCAUAACCUCACUGUCUGUCUUGAAAUGAUACACCCCCUAUCGUAGGCCAUGAAUCAGUCCUCUGAUUAUCCAGUCUUAACCAACAUCAUUUGAGGCUGACAAUGAAGACUUGCCCUAGAACAAUGCUUAUUAUACUGCACAGAGCCACCUCAAAACCUGUGGUGAGACAGCAUUUGCCCCAGUACUAUUACCACUUUCAAAGCAGCAGCACCUACGGGCCAGUUACUUGCAUUCCAGUUCAACAUUUACCUGCUCUGUCACAGUCUACCAUUGAAAACUGUUUUCCUGAGCAAAAAUAAGUGACUAUAAAUCUACUCGCUGAGCUUAUUUAUUUUAGGGAAAGUGAUUUACAAAGAUAAACCUUCAAUAGUGAACAUACUAGCAAUAUGCUGGCUAUUGGUGAAAGUCUGCAAAAAGAAAGCUACAAAAAUAUGCUUUUUAGCAUUUGUCUUGGCUAGCUUACUGUACUAGCCAGGUUGAUUAAGGAAUAAGGCCAGAGGGGGUGUGGUAUAUGGCCAAUAUACCACGGGUAAGGGCUGUUCUUAUGCACAACGCAAAGU
This is a messenger RNA of Coregonus clupeaformis (lake whitefish), 3928 nucleotides long. RefSeq names its product neutral amino acid transporter B(0). Gene Ontology annotation, biological process: L-aspartate import across plasma membrane. Gene Ontology annotation, cellular component: plasma membrane. Gene Ontology annotation, molecular function: L-aspartate transmembrane transporter activity; neutral L-amino acid transmembrane transporter activity; symporter activity. The transcript is spliced from 8 exons. NCBI's taxonomy places the organism in Eukaryota, Metazoa, Chordata, Actinopteri, Salmoniformes, Salmonidae. The coding region runs from base 500 to 2110 and encodes 536 amino acids. The record is from RefSeq and is a predicted model, not a curated record.